GAGAGGCUGCUGAGCGCUGGAGCUCCGAUGGACCCGCAAGAGUUCCAGGUCCACUACUCCCCUCUCAUGCACGCAGCUUCCUACGGGCACGUGGAGGCCUGCAAGUACCUCAUCGAGCGAGGAGCGAACGUCUCCGCCAGGAGCUUCUACAACGGCACUGCCCUCCACUACGCAGCUGCCAAGGGGCAAGUCGAAGUCUGCCAGCUCCUGCUCGACUACGGAGCAGAUCCCAACAGCUUCGCGGAGUGGGGAGGAACGCCGAUGGAGUGGGCGCUGGAGACGUUCGAGAUCGAGGCGGCCAAGUUUCUC
Molecule: messenger RNA, 309 nt
Organism: Guillardia theta CCMP2712
Lineage: Eukaryota; Cryptophyceae; Pyrenomonadales; Geminigeraceae
Exons: 1
Molecular function (GO): protein binding
Source: RefSeq, a predicted model, not a curated record